Castor canadensis (American beaver) is the source of this 4675-nucleotide messenger RNA. Lineage: Eukaryota; Metazoa; Chordata; Mammalia; Rodentia; Castoridae. The record is from RefSeq and is a predicted model, not a curated record.
GGCGCCGCUGCUUCUCUAGCGGAGCUCAGUGGACGCUCAGUGUCGGCGGAGGAGGCGGCGGACGCGGAGGCCUCCUCAGCCGGCAGGCAUUUCUUUUGUCCUGUUGUUUUUAAACGAAGUCAAAAUGCCAAUAAGACCAGAUCUCCAACAGUUAGAAAAAUGCAUUGAUGAUGCUUUACGAAAAAGUGAUUUCAAACCUUUGAAAACGCUUUUACAAAUUGAUGUUUGUGAAGAUGUGAAGAUUAAAUGCAGCAAACAAUUUUUCCACAAAUUUGAUGACCUUAUAUGCAGGGAACUUAGUAAAAAGGAUAUUCAAAACAUUUCAACCAUUCUGGUUUCUGUUGUAAGAUGUGGUAAAAAUAUCAGUAUAUUGGGACAACCUGGACUUCUAACCAUGAUAAAACAAGGACUAGUUCAAAAGAUGGUUACCUGGUUUGAAAAAUCCAAGGAGAUUAUACUGAGCCGAGGAAAUUCAAAAGAUGAAGCUGUUAUAAAUAUGAUAGAAGACUUACUUGAUCUUUUGAUGGUCCUGUAUGACAUCAGUGAUGAAGGUAAAAAGCAAGUAGUGGAAAGUUUCUUACCUCGAAUUUGUGCCCUGGUUAUUGACUCAAGAGUGAAUAUUUGUAUUCAGCAGGAGACUUUAAAAAAAAUGAAUGUUAUGCUUGACAAAAUGCCUCAAGAUGCCAGGAAAAUACUUUCUAACCAACAUAUGUUAACUCUCAUGAGUAGUAUGGGAGAAAGAAUUUUAGAAGCUGGAGAUUAUGAAUUACAGGUAGGCAUUGUGGAAGCUUUAUGUAGAAUGACCACAGGAAAACAAAGACAAGAACUGGCAUGUCACUGGUUUUCAAUGGAUUUUAUUGUUAAUGCUUUUAAAGGAAUUAAAGACUGUGAAUUUGAAACAGAUUGUAGGAUAUUUCUCAACCUGGUAAAUGGCAUGCUUGGAGAUAAGAGAAGAGUCUUUACAUUUCCUUGUUUGUCAGCAUUUCUUGAUAACUAUGAGUUGCAAAUACCAUCAGAUGAAAAACUUGAGGAAUUUUGGAUUGAUUUUAAUCUUGGGAGCCAGACUCUAUCAUUCUACAUUGCUGGAGAUAGUGAUGAUCAUCAGUGGGAAGCAGUCACUGUGCCUGAGGAAAAAGUUCAGAUGUAUAGCACUGAAGUGAGAGAAUCAAAGAAGCUACUGACUAUAAUUCUGAAAAAUAUAGUAAAAAUUAGUAAAAGAGAAGGGAAAGAAUUGUUUUUGUAUUUUGAUGCAUCAUUAGAAAUCACUAAUGUGGCUCAAAAACUUUUUGGUGCACAUAAAUACAGGGAAUUUACCAGGAAACAAGGUAUUUCAGUUGCCAAAACAUCUGUGCAUAUACUUUUUGAUGCAAGUGGAUCACAGAUUCUAGUACCAGAAAGUCAGUUCUCUCCAGUUGAAGAAGAACCUCUUAGUUUAAAAGAAAAAUCUAACCCCAAAAAGGAAAUUGCAAAAUACAUCAAAAGCAGUAGAGAAGAGGACAAAAAAUAUAGUCAAGUUGAGAUAACUACUCCUAGCAAAAGAAAAAUGUCUGAAGCAUCAAUGAUUGUUGCUGGUGGAGAGAGAUACUCUGCGAGAAGUCCAUUACUUUUAAUCAACACAUCAACACCACAAGAAAGAAAAAUUAAGCCACCUCUUCAAAUGAUAAGUUCUGCAGAAAAAGUUGGUAUUUUUAAAACAUCAGAAAAUGGAGUGGAUAACACCAUAUCCCUUAAAUCUGGACCAUCUGAAGGAAGUCAUAAAGGAAAUAACAUAGACAAACAUAUCAAAGCUGAUAAAGUUGCAGAAAAGACAGAAAAAGAGGACAUUGAAUUCCCAAACCCAAAUGACAACGAACUCCAGGAUGCUAUUCCUGAUUCACAGGCAGUGGGAAAGAUAGAUAAACCUGGGUUACCUGGUGUUUUAGACAUCUGUGGAAAUAAAAUGCACUCCAAAUGGGCAUGCUGGACACCUGUAACAACUAUUAAACUGUGUAAUAACCAAAGAGCAAGUACUUUAUCAGGAGACACAUUUAAUCAAGAUAUUGGUGUCAACAAAAAACAUACUAAACAAAAAUCACCCUCAUUGAUAUCUGAUGAUGAUUCUGAAGAAACAGGAAAGAUGAAGUACAAGACAGAAAUAGUGGAGCAGAACAGAAUGGAUGAAGCAGAAGAAGUUUGCAAAAGAAGCAAUCAGCAACAAAAUCAUCCUAGAUGUGCGGGGCAGAGAGGUACUGAAAAUGCCAAGCAGAGUGAUUGGCAUAUUGAAUCUGAAACUACUUUUAAGUCAGUUCUCCUAAAUAAGACGACAGAAGAAUCUCUGAUCUAUAGGAAGAAAUACAUAUUGUCAAAAGAUGUGAACACUGCUGUUUGUGAUAAAAGCCCUUCUAGAAAAGCUGUGAAAAGUCAUGCAAAAUCAGGGAAACAACUGUCUUCUGAACUUAAUGCCUGGGAUUUGAGACAAAAAACAAUGAGAGAAAAGUCAAAAGGGAAAGCAUUUACAGAAGCAGCAGAGUCCUUGAUAAGCCAAAUUAAUGAGAGAUACAAACCAACAGAUGAUAUUAAGUCUACAAGAAAAUUAAAAGAGUCUUUGGUUGACAGUGGGUUGUCAAACAAAUCUGAUGUACAACUCAGUAAGGUAGGUGUUCAGAAAAAAAGUUACAGAAAACUGAAGACUACUUUUGUUAAUGUUACUUCUGAAUGCCCAUUGAAUGAUGUUUACAAUUUUAAUUUGAAUGGAGCUGAUGAACCUAUUAUAAAACUUGGGAUCCAAGAAUUUCAAGCUACAACUAAAGAAGCCUGCAUGGAUAAUUCAAUAAAAUUGGGAGAUCUAAAGGAUCAUGAUGAACUUGAACCUUCACUCAAAACAAAAGAUAAGAGAAUAUCAAAUCAUACAAAGAAAAAUCUGUUUAGUGAUACUGAUACAGAAUACAGAUGUGAUGACAGCAAAACGGACAUUAGCUGGCUAAGAGAACCAAAGUCAAAACCACAGUUAAUAGCAUAUACCAGAAAUAAAAAUGUGAAGCAAUAUACAAAUGGGAAAUCAAGAUCAUCCUUGGAUAAGGGACAGCCAAGAUCUAAAAUGGCAUCCAAUAAAAACAUUACCAAAAAGGAAAAUGAAGCAGUUCCACAUGGAAGAACUAGACUUCCCAGAAGAGCAGCAAAAGCUAAAAAGAAUUACAAAGAUCUCUCAAAUUCAGAAUCAGAGAGUGAAGAAUUUCCACAUUCAUUGAAAGAGAAAAGGCUAGUAAAGGAGGAGAAUAUACAUUUCAGAAGCAAAACAACAAAACUGCCAAGGAAACAACAGAAAGUCUCUGAUGAAACACAGAAAGGACUAUCAAAAGAUUGGAAAAACUCAUCUCUACAGAAAGAUACUCUAAGAGAUACCAGUCUUGACUUAUCUCCUGUAUCUUUAUCGGGGAGUGUUUCAUCUAUAGAAGUAAUGAGAUGUAAAGACAAAACAACAGAAAAGGAUUUUACUCAGGAUUAUGACUGCAUAAGAAAAUCUCUCUCACCUUAUCCAAAAAUUUCAUCACCUGAAUCCUUAAACAGUACUGAUGAAGUUAGAGAUUCAGGAAACUCGCCCAAAAACAAUGAGCUAAACUUACAGUGUACAAGUGAAAGUUGCUCACCAGUUCCGGGACCAGUCUUUUUGCCCAGGUAUACUCCAAUUAAGAAUAAUAUUGUUGUGAAUAGAAAUAUAAAUCCUGUUGUAUUUGCACAAGAAACACAAAAUUGUAACAGCAAUUCAGAUGUGAGCAGUAAUAGUUCAGAAAAACAUUUUAUGGAAAUUGAAUCUCCAAAUAUCAAUGAAAAUCAUAUACAAAGCAAAAGAGAGGAAAGCCAUUCAGCAUCUCCAUUAUCCAUGUCUAGUGAAAGAAGAGAGAAAAUAGAGUUUGACAUACUCAGUGACACUACUCAUGUAUCAGGUCCCACUCAACAUCUUAGUUGCAAACGAAUGUACAUAGAAGAUAAUCUAAGUGAUUACAAUGGAGUGAAAACAGAAGAGUCAGAAGAAAGGAGAGCACACUUGCCUCCCAAAAGACUGUGUAAAACAGAAGACACAGAUCGGCGCACCUACAAAACAUCUGGAAGUAUGUCUCCAUUAUCACCAAAGGACUUUUCUGUUCCUGAUGAGGACUGGAACAGUGACAUAUCAGGUGUAGAGAUGCUUUGUGAGAAGAUCAACUCAGAAUUUAAGAGGAAGAUGCAUGUCCGAAGUAAAAUGACAGAUUAUUUUACUAACCAGUCUUGGAAAACGGCUUGGCAGCAUCUGAAAACAAUGAACCAUCAAAUUCAGGAGUAUAGAAUUAAAAAACUUGAUAAAUUCAAAGUCAUCAUCACAGAAGAGCUGGAGAAUUUUGAAAAAGAUGCACAGUCUUUAAAAGAUUUAGAGAAGGAAUUCAUGGACUUUUCAGAAAAGGUAUUUCAGAAGUUCAGUGCAUAUCAUAGAAAUGAACGGCAAAGGCUUCAUCUCUUGAAAACCUCAUUGGAUAAAAAUGUCUUCUGUAACACAGAUUAUGAAGAGACUAUUUUUACAUCUGAGAUGUCUUUGAUGAAAGAAAACAUGAAAAUGUUACAAGACAGGCUUCUUAAGGAAAUGCAAGAAGAGGAACUUCUCAAUGUACGCAGAGGACUGAUGUCAUUAUUCAUGACUCAUGAAAGAAGUGUUAAUGUGUGA